GGCAGAGGAGGUAUCUGAAGAAAUAGCCUUAAGAUGAACUGCUUCCUGAAAACAUUGAAAUGCAUCGUACUUUUUGUUUAUUAUGUGCUGGAGUCUCUAGUGCUCUGGGUUGUGCCUAGACGGAAGAAGAAUAUUAGUGGUGAAAUAGUAUUAAUAACAGGAGCGGGAAGUGGCCUUGGAAGAGUCUUAUCUUUGAAGUUUGCCAGCCUUGGAGCCACACUGGUUCUCUGGGACAUUAAUCAAGAGGGGCUCAAGGAGACAAGUAGGCUGGCCAGAGAAAAUGGAGGAGUGAGAGUACACUGUUACAUCUGUGACUGUAGCAAAAGGCAGGACAUCUACAGAGUGGCUGAUCAGGUUAAAAAAGAGGUUGGUGACGUUAACAUCCUAGUCAAUAAUGCUGGUAUCGUAACUGGAAAGAGAUUUAUUGAUUGUCCAGAUUCACUUGUUGAAAAAACCAUGGAAGUCAACAUAAUGGCACACUUCUGGACUUACAAAGCCUUCCUCCCAGCAAUGAUGGCUUCUAACCAUGGACACUUGGUUAGUAUUGCAAGUUCAGGAGGACUAGUUGGAACCAGUUAUCUUGCAGAUUACUCUGCAAGUAAAUUUGCAGCAGUUGGUUUUGCAGAGUCAGUUGAUUUAGAGAUGAGAAAUAUGGGAAAGACUGGUGUUAAAACCACAACUGUGUGUCCUUUCCUCAUGAACACAGGAAUGUUUGAUGGCUGUAGCACCAAGUGGCCAACUCUGCUUCCCACUCUGGAGCCAGAGUAUGUGGCUGAGAAGAUAAUCACUGCUGUUCGGCAAGACCAAGAGAUGUUGAUACUACCACGCCUUAUUUAUUUUUUAUUAGUUCUGAAAAGUGUGAUACCAGUGAAAGCAGCUGUUGUCCUUGCAGACUAUUUUGGAGUCUUUCGUAUCAUGACUGACUUCAAAGGUCAAGCAAAGAAGGACUGAAAAAGUGCAAAAUUCAGAGACCAUCAACUCUAAAGUGGAUCUUGUUAAAGGUGGUGGUGGGAAAAGUCUGCUUCUCCUAGUAGCUGUGAACUUAAGGUGCCUCACUUCUCAUUAGUAACAAUUUUUAAGGAAAUUGCUUUUUAAUUGGCUCUUAAUCAAUAGCUUUCACUCAAAACUGUAUUUCUAAUCCAGUGAACUUUCUUUUCAUGCCCUUAUGGAAAUACAAUAAUUGAAAUUAGUUCCUUUGGUUACGUCUGUUAUAAUGCCUUAAAUAUGAUCAUGCAUCACAAACUAAUAAUUGCCAACUUUUGGGUGAGAAAGCACCAAGAAACCACAUGUAUUUGGCAGAGAACCAGGAAAGCCUCUAGUAGACCUGAUUUCUUACUGCCAUUCACUGAACCAUGAGGAGGGGCUGUACUGCUGGUGCCAUUACCAUUGCCUGGUAAGCUGAGGAAUUCAAGAGUUUCCUGAAGUAAUGGGAUUGAUUUAUGCAAAUGGAGGUUUUGUGAAAUGAAAAUAUGGGCUGUGUUGAUGUAAAGCCAAUGAAAUAUUUUAAUUUUGGAGGUAGUAAUAUCAGGAUUUACAGAUGACUAUGGGUGUUGAGGUAGGGAGGAGGAAGGAUGUAAAUUAUAUGUUUGUGCUGCUAAUCCUACUUUUUGUCUAAUUUAUUUUAAAAGCUAAUACUAUGACUUUGUGGUAGAAGUCUUUGUAUCUUUUAAGUGCAGUAUUUUAAGAACAACUUUAAAUUUUUGUCUCCUAAGCAGAAUAAACUUGUAGUUAUAAAGUGUAAGACUGCCAGUCUAGAUGGACUAUCAACUGUCUUGCCAAGUAAGACAAUCAGCUACUAAAAUUAAAGGCAUUAUAUGGUAUAAUCAGGGUUUCUUUUGGGAUUAUUUCAGAAUGGAGUGAUGCUGAUAAAACUAAAGUGAAUGGUAUGACAGCCAUAGCUUGAGUAACAGCAUUAUGUUUAGCUUCUCUGAAUUGGGUGGCAGGUUGCCUUGUCUACAGAGAUUUGUUUUAUUUUCCCUUUACUCUUAGGACUAUCCAUUUAUUUUGGACAUAUGCUGAGGAGGCCUUGCCCUUUUUGACAAUGACCACUUAGAAAACUGAAAGCCCCCUUGACUCUUGGUAAAUCCAAAACAAGAAAAAGGAAGAUUAUACCUUAAAUGGAUGUCAUUUAUGCACAUGGUAGCUAAACCCACCUAUGUCACAGUACUCUAAUGGGAAUUGGUAACACUUGCAAACUAAGACUAACAUGUAUUAGAAUGAAAUUAAUUGAAGGACAGUAUGGAGUAAAGGGUGAUUUUUUUAAAAUUUUUUUUUUCCAUGAUGGCC
Athene cunicularia (burrowing owl) is the source of this 2286-nucleotide messenger RNA. Its product is annotated as epidermal retinol dehydrogenase 2-like. NCBI's taxonomy places the organism in Eukaryota, Metazoa, Chordata, Aves, Strigiformes, Strigidae. Bases 34 to 951 code for a protein of 305 amino acids. Gene Ontology annotation, molecular function: oxidoreductase activity, acting on the CH-OH group of donors, NAD or NADP as acceptor. The record is from RefSeq and is a predicted model, not a curated record. Gene Ontology annotation, cellular component: lipid droplet. The transcript has 7 exons.